GACUCUGAAAGUUCAGGCGCAGAAGAUACUGCAGGGGAAAUCAAACCACAGACGCUGAACUAUUCCGAGUCAACAGAAAACGCAAAUGAAACUGAAGUAGAGAGUAUUGUAGUGAAUCCAUUUCAUAAAAAUAUACUGGAUAUCCCUGUUGGGUUAUGCUAUGUGCCACCAGUACGAAUUCCCAGACAGUAUGGACAUAAUAUGCCAAUAGUCCCUAUGAAAGAUAGCACCAGAAACAUUUUUGUAACUGCAUUAAAGAGUACAAAUUCUGCUAAAGUUUUGAUUAUAGGACAUCCAUGUGAGGGGGAUACCAUAAAAACACAAUUAUUGUCACUGCAUGACAGUGCAAAAAAUAAGUGGAGCUUAAAAUGGGAACAGUCCUUAGAAAUAGAUGUGGAAGAAUCACCCUCAGUUGAUGCCAUUAUCAAUGCUGAUUACUUCAUAUUUCUGGUACAUCUGUACCAUAUGAACAGCAUUAAAACCCUAAAAGAGAAACUUUAUCUGGUUGAGAAACAUGCGAUGCCUUCCAUUAAAGGGACAGUCUUAUACUUAACAAGUCAAGUGGGAGCAGUACAGAAUGUGGUCUCUUACGAGUGUGUGACCAACUUCAUGGAGACACAUAAUCUUUACUACAUACAGUGGACUGACCCCCAUCGUGAACAGUAUUUGAGACUGCUGAACAACAUCCUCGAAAGCACUGGUUACUACUCAGGCUUAUCUUUAUUAUCCAAGACCAUACUUCUGUGGACCGAUAAAUAUCUUUAAUAAGUCUGUAAAUUUUAGGGUAUUAUUUUCUUUUAAGAAAAAGUAAAAAGCAAAUGUUUUAAGUUUUGCUGAAUACUGUAAACGUGCACACUAAUUUUCUUUGAGACUGACGGAAUUAAAAGUUGUUGAAUGUGACAUUCCAAAAUUUUGUACAAUAUAUAGAACAUUUUUGUAUUUGUAAUUUCUGAUUCACAAUAAAGUUUUCUGAUA
Molecule: messenger RNA, 975 nt
Organism: Macrobrachium nipponense
Lineage: Eukaryota; Metazoa; Arthropoda; Malacostraca; Decapoda; Palaemonidae
Source: RefSeq, a predicted model, not a curated record